Molecule: messenger RNA, 157 nt
Organism: Anisakis simplex (herring worm)
Lineage: Eukaryota; Metazoa; Nematoda; Chromadorea; Rhabditida; Anisakidae
Source: the annotation of a GenBank genome assembly
UUUUCAGGUGGCUGUAACGGAUCUAAUUGAAGCGUGUAAGGACAGCGAUGUAUUAGUUUUCGUAGUGCCACAUCAGUUUCUUUCGGGCGUUUGUAAGCAGUUGAAUGGUCAUCUGAAGGACGGUGCGUUGGCAGUAUCACUCAUCAAGGUCGCAUGA